AUGGGCGUCACCGACUGGUCUAACCCCAAGGGCGACGGCAGCUUCAAGCGCCAGGUCUCGGCGUUCCGCGACCACAUCGAGAAGGGCGGCAAGUUCCCUCCCGAGAAGGGCCGCUACCACCUCUACGUCUCGUACGCGUGCCCAUGGGCGCACCGUGCACUGAUUGUGCGCCAGCUCAAGGGUCUCGAGGACUUCAUCGACGUUUCGGUCGUUCACCCUCACCUUCUGGAGGGCGGGUGGCACUUUGUUCCCGCGUCCAAGGAGAACGAGACCCCGGGAGCAUGGACGGACCAGAACAACUACACCUUCCCCGGUGCGACGAUCGACCACCUCUUCAAGUACGACAACCUCUCGGACGUUUACUUCAAGGCUGAGCCCAACUACGACGCGCGCUACACCGUUCCUGUCAUUUUCGACAAGAAGGAGGGCACGAUUGUCUCGAACGAGUCCUCUGAGAUCAUCCGCGACUUCACGCAGGUGUUCGACGACCUCCUUCCCGAGGGCAAGGGCAAAGACCUUGACCUGUAUCCUGAGGAGCUGCGCGGGGAGAUCGAUGCCCUCAACGAGUGGGUGUACGACGGCAUCAACAACGGCGUGUACAAGAGUGGCUUUGCUAGCACGCAGGAGGCGUAUGACAAGGCUGUCAAGGUGCUGGCCGAGAGUCUCGACCGGGUCGAGGGCGUGCUCGCCGACGGCCGCGAGUUCCUUGUCGGCGGCCGCCUUACUGAGGCUGACGUCCGUCUCUUCACCACUAUCGUUCGCUAUGACCCCGUCUACUACGUCCACUUCAAGUGCAACUGGGGCAUGAUCCGCCACGACUACCCCCACCUCCACCGCUGGGUGCGCAACCUGUACUGGAACUACCCCGCGUUCAAGGACACUACCCACUUUGACCACAUCCGCUCGCACUACUUCUACUCCCACAAGCAGAUCAACCCCUUCCGCAUUGUGCCGUACGGUCCCAACGUUGACAUCGAGCCGCUUGACAACGACAGCAAGCGCAAGGCUGAGGGCGAAGGCGGCAACGUCGCCAAGGCGGCUAAGAAGUGA
This is a messenger RNA of Cutaneotrichosporon oleaginosum, 1050 nucleotides long. RefSeq lists its product as uncharacterized. The record is from RefSeq and is a predicted model, not a curated record. NCBI's taxonomy places the organism in Eukaryota, Fungi, Basidiomycota, Tremellomycetes, Trichosporonales, Trichosporonaceae. Gene Ontology annotation, molecular function: glutathione transferase activity. Gene Ontology annotation, cellular component: cytoplasm.